Messenger RNA from Zymoseptoria tritici IPO323, 1617 nucleotides. RefSeq lists its product as uncharacterized. Lineage: Eukaryota; Fungi; Ascomycota; Dothideomycetes; Mycosphaerellales; Mycosphaerellaceae. Bases 1 to 1617 code for a protein of 538 amino acids. The transcript is spliced from 5 exons. The record is from RefSeq and is a predicted model, not a curated record.
AUGGCUGACGACGAGUUCUCAGCGCACGCCUUCCUCCAAGCCUACGAAUCCGGCACCUCGAUCGCUGGAAGCACCUCACAUUCCACAACCUGCUGCUGCGGCAACGACUCGUGCGCCCAUCUGCGUCACAAUCAAGCCGCUCUCGAGGGCUUGGAACGUGAUGUUUGUACUGCUGCCAAACUGGGUCAGGCUCUCCUCGUCAGGCAUGAAGCCUACAUCGCCGACUCGGAGAAGGAACGGGAGGCGAUGAAUGUACACAUCCAAACGCUGGAGAACGAGAAGAAAAUGCUGGAGGAACAAAACGCGACGGUGAUCGAAGAGAAUCGCAGCCUACUCGAUCAACUGGAAUCGCUCAACAACGCUGUUGCAGAAUCGGAUAUCCAGGUCACCAACCUUCAGGCAACCUUGCGCUCCGCCCAUCAGGAGCUACACAAGUUGUCCAGUCUGGCGUCGCGAACGGAGCAUUUGGAGCAGCAGUUGGCUGAAUUUGAGCGCGAGCAGGCGUUGUGGCAGGCGACGGUGCACGAGAAGGAAGGCGCGGAAAGGUCUGCCCUGCGAAGGUGGCAACAGGCGGAGCGGACACUCUUACAUUUGCAAGAGCAGACGGAGCGAAUCGAGCGCGAGGCAAAGGAGGAGAGGGAGCGGCAUGUUGAGGUGCUGCAGCGAAUGGAGCGUCGGCAUGCCGUGGAGAGGGAACUAGGCUCGGCGGCGGGGAGACUGAAAGGCGCUGCAGCAUCGAAGGGUGCUGGACAAGAUGCGAAUGGACCGACCGUCGUGUCGCAUUUUGUGAAGGACAUCCUCCAGGACAACGCAAAUCUACAGAUGGGAAUUGUGGAGCUGCGCGACAUGCUGCAGACAUCCAAUGAGGAGGUGGAAACCCUUCGCAGUCAGCUGUCCGUCCACCAACCCGUCGCAGAAGACAGUAUCGCCGAUACGACACUCCUCGCAACGCGUCCACACUUGUCCGAAGAGAUGCGCCGAGCCACAUCUCAGGAACUCCACGUUCACCACCACUACCACGCUCCUCCGGCAACGCCGAAGACAGCAUCGAUCCGCAAGCCCAAGAAGAAGCGUCACGACCCAAGCUCGCCGAUAUCAACAAAUCAACUUGAUGCAUUUGAGCGCCGACCUCUGCGGCGUGCCGCUUCUCACGAGUCCAUCAUGUCAUUCUCUGGCAUGGACAUCCAUACUCUCAAGAAUCGGCCAUCUCAAUUACUCACAACGCACGGCGCACGUUCAUUCACACCACAAGCUGUGGUCAGUGGUAUGACAGCACAUGCCACGCCUCAACGACCGACUGGUCCGAAACAAGGAAUUGGCAGCAAAGUGGGAGGAUGGGUGUUUGGACGUUGGGGAGCUUCACCAGCACCUGUCGUUAGCCACAACACUACGCUCGCCGCGCCGAAGCUCAAUCGUGCUCCGAGUGUGGCAUCCGGUAGCAGUACAGGCAAGUCCACGGAAGACCCUCACGCGACACCGAGGAAGCCGAAACUUCGGCCACCAGGGAUCAAUCAGACUGGGCCAAUUAUGGGUUUCUUUCCGGAAGUCAAGAUCCAGCAUCCACCGAUUAUGAAAUCCCUGGAUCAGGAUGCGUUGAAGAGUGUGCUUGGUGGUUGA